CGUAUGUAUUUGUUUACCAACUGCUGGCACACGGUGACACAUCUGGCCUUUAGCCUUUUUGUAUGAGCUGAAAUAAGCCUUACAAGCCUAUUCACUAUUGGCGAGAUCAAUGACAUUUUCUUUCCUUUCCUUUUCAUUACAUUUGGUGAUUAAAUACUCCAACAAAUAAAGGCCUAAUGUAUUGAGGAACAAAACAUGAGAGCAUCGUCAACAUAUAUAUAUAUACACGAGGAUCACCAAAGUGCCAUAGUUGCAAUUUUAUACAAAUAGUAUGUGUUACUUUGUGCUGCCUACCGCCUAGAAUUAGGCUUGAUUAAUUUUCUUCGAGGGAAAUUCUCAUUCGGCGCUGUUGGAUUUAAUUGUUGUCCGACAGAAAGUGAGCAUCCCUUUAACAACAGCCAAGCGUCCGUUGCCAUGGGUACCGUGAGGCAGCGGGGAGAAAGAGACACGAAAGGCUAGAUGCUAGCUAUCAAAAGUUUACUCGACGAAGAAGUUGCUUUUGUUUACAUUGUAUAAAUGUCAUUGUUUAGGGACAAUUGUAACUUUCUUGUCUCCCCGCGUGACACCAAUUUACUUUAGCUAAAACAACUUGCUCAGCUGCCGAGUUGACUAACUAGCUAGGCUACAACUAACUAACGUUACCUUAGCUAGCCUAAGCAUUGACAUGGCAAGUCUAGGCAAAUCCACUGGCAAAACUCCCAAAAAGGAGGCGAGACCUCGGACACCGCCAGAGAAGAAACGUCUGAAAGUGUCAGAGGAUUUCUCCUCGUGUCUGAGUGAAGAGCAGCCUCAGAGCCCCACUCUUAAAGGAGAGGACAUCCAGGCCCUGGCCAUCAGACCUGAAGACCUGGAGAAGUUGCGGGUGCCCCAGCCCCCUAAAGAACCCCAGAAACCUGCAGCUGUGACCCGCGUGCUGGUGCGUAAGACCCGCCCACCUGAUGACAUCGGAAAGGGGGUGAGGGUAGCGGUGGCCCGCCCCCUGGCCCAGGACACCACCACACAGCCACUGGACUACACAGGACCGGGGGGACCUCGCUUCGAUGCCCAGGGGAUGGUCCUCCCCCACAGCAUUCUGGGUAGUCUGGAGGACUUCAGGACAGAGAUGCAGGCCAGGGGAGAGACUGAGCUGGUGAGGAGGGUGCCAGCCCCUCAAAGAGCCGUCUCCCAGGUGUUGAGGGGUGCAGAGAGACCCCCCUCCAGUCCCCAGGGGUCAGAGAGACGUCCAGAGCCACGCCUUGCAGCACUGCUGGUGAGGAGGGUGCCAGCCCCUCAAAGAGCCGUCUCCCAGGUGUUGAGGGGUGCAGAGAGACCCCCUCCAGUCCCCAGGGGUCAGAGAGACGUCCAGAGCCACGCCUUGCAGCACUGGCACACACACAUGACCCAGAGACGACACCAGCAGGACCUUAUCUCCAACCUGCUCCAGAAGCCAGUAGAGAGGCUGUUGAUGAACCAGUCCAACCGUUUCAGAGAGACUCAGGAGCAGAGAGAACUGAUCACCCGAGGCCUGCCAGCCAUACACUCUGGACAGGGUUACCGUGUAGGCAGUGAGUUCUGGAGCCUCCCUCAGAGGUUUGGUGAUGAGCUGAGUGGUAUCUCAGCCACCCUGACCCAGACACAGAGAGGACAGCAGGAACCUGUCACACACAUCGCACAGCCACACAGCAUCCGCAUGGAGUCAGGUAAUGUUCUCCCAGAGACAUGUGGUUCAGCUAGCAGGACCUGGGACCAGAGUCUCUACCUGCAGCACCGACGACAUGAGCUCAGAGAUGUUCUCAAAGACCUGGACUUCAACCAGCCUGAGAUAGAUGGCUUGGAGGUGAUUGGCUCAGGCCAGCCCUUCACCUCUGUCACUGUGAAGCAGAGCCCCUAUUGGAGGAGGAGGAGAGGGAGGAGCUUAGGGAGGUGGAGCAGAAGGAAAACCAUGACCCCCUGUCGCAGUUUGAUGAUGUCAUGCUGGACGCGGUGCUGGUGCCUGCCCUGAGGUUCUGUGGGCAGCCCGCCCGCUGGACAGGCAACUCCACCUCUCACAAGGGGGAGGUGGGUAUCAGCGCCAGGGUAACGUUUGAGGCCCUGUCAGGAGAGAGAGCCCGUUCAGACAUGGAGGUGCAGAACGAGGGCAGUACAGCAGUCUACUACAGCUGGCAGCGCCUGGCUGUACCACAUAGCUUCCCUGACGCCAGGACACAUACACACACACAGCACUUCUACUUCAACACCUCCACAGGUGUGAUUCUACCAGGUGACAGCAAGCGUGUAGAGUUUAUAUUUAAGUCGGAGGUCCCAGGCAUCAGGACAGAGGUGUGGCGUCUCAACACACACCCUGUCCUGCUGGGCGGAGCCUCCAUCCAGGUGACACUGAGGGGCGUGGCUCUUUACCAGGACAAGACCGGCUGACCAGAGACACACUCUGGAGAGGGAGCUGCAGCAGAGAGAGGCUGCGUCAGUGUGUCGGUCGUUGGUGUGUGCCGUGUUACGAGGUGUCCUCACCCCAGAGAGACCCGGCUCCCCUGCGGAGCUCUACACCACAGAGGAAGAACACUUCCACAACAGGAACCCAAAGCUGCAGUACCGUUAUGAGACAGUGGAGGCGCUGAAGAGCCUGUGGCAGCAGGUGACCGCAGAAACAGGAGAAGACAGAGAAACAGCCUGGGACCUCUCUGUGUCUACACUACGACAGGCGGUGCUGGCUCUGCCCCAGGGGGACGGGGAGCAGGAUGGACCCCAGGAGAGGCUCACCAGAGAGGGGGCUCUGAGCCUCUAUAACACCCUCCUCCUGGAGCUCACCCAGCCACUCACACAACACACGCCACUACCACACAACGCUAUAGGGUUGCAGCUGUGGAGAGAGCUGUUGGACGGUCUGGUCAGUGCAGCUCUGUGGCUCAGACAUCUACUGGGUCUCCCUGAGACAGACACAUGGGGGGAACACACACAGGACCACCACCACAGCUGGGGAAAGAUGAAGAAAGAGGAGAAGUUUGAGAAGAAGGCAGGAGCACCCCUGAAGGAGGAGAAGAAGGCAGGAGCACCCCUGAAGGAGGAGAAGAAGGGAGGGGCGGUCAAAGAGAAGGAGGAGAAGAAAGGAGCAGUCAAGCCUGCUGUGAAGGAGAAACCAGUGGAGGAGCGUCCGGGCUGUAAGAAGAAGGGUCGUGAGGAGGUGGCGGUAGGGGACAAGCGUCCUGGAGGUAAGCCUGGUAAAGAACCAGGCAGAGAGCCCUCCUCCACCACAACCAGCCCUGAGAGUGACUACCAGGACCACCACACUGACUCUACUGUAGAGCCUGAACUACAGGACAAAUACAGGAGACAGCUGCACCAACAGGUGUAUAUUCUAAUGGAAGGCUUAGUGGAUUCUCUGUGUGUGCUGUUGGAUGAGUCUGCAGAGGAACAGACUUGAGCUGACACACACACACACACAGCUCUCUAAUCACACUAUAAUAAAUUCCACUCUUCCCUAACACACACAUUUGUACAGAGAAUCCAUCACAGGUGCAGAGGUUUAUUUCCUCACUAUGACAUUAAUAAACUUGCUUUGUGAACUUCC
This is a messenger RNA of Oncorhynchus kisutch (coho salmon), 3544 nucleotides long. RefSeq names its product MYCBP-associated protein. The transcript has 20 exons. Lineage: Eukaryota; Metazoa; Chordata; Actinopteri; Salmoniformes; Salmonidae. Bases 665 to 1981 code for a protein of 438 amino acids. The record is from RefSeq and is a predicted model, not a curated record.